Messenger RNA from Biomphalaria glabrata, 1984 nucleotides. Its product is annotated as serpin B6-like. The transcript has 10 exons. Lineage: Eukaryota; Metazoa; Mollusca; Gastropoda; Planorbidae. The coding region runs from base 121 to 1497 and encodes 458 amino acids. Gene Ontology annotation, molecular function: serine-type endopeptidase inhibitor activity. The record is from RefSeq and is a predicted model, not a curated record.
UACGUUCUUGAUACACAUAAUAAAUAGAGAGUAAUGUUUUAAGAGAAUAGUAGAGAUCUAAGGAACACAGAAACUAUUUCGUUGGAACUGUGAAUUUAGUUGUUAAAAAAUUAAAUCAAGAUGAAUACGAGUCGGAUUCUUGUUCUAGUUGUGUUUCUGGUGUUGUUGGCAGUGAUUGCCUUAACAGAAAGGGCCGACGCUGGCGAUGAACAAGAACUUUCCGCUGCUAAAAAUGAAAUCAGCCGAUACAGACGAACUGUGCACAGUAGAAACAGGGGCGGGAAUAGAGAUAGAGACAACAGAACCAAGAAAAACAAAAAGAAGGGAAAUAACUCCAAGAAACAGAGACUGUCACCAGAAGAACGAAUUGGAGUAGCCAACAGUCACGUGGCCCUGAACGUCUUUACUAGCCUCUACCCCAGCAUAAACAGCAACACCAUCUUCUCACCGCACAGUCUGCACACAGCCUUAGCCAUGACCAUGCUAGGGGCUAAGAAAGACACCAAGAAAGAGUUUUACAGCUCUCUAGGUUUAAAAGCAGCUAAAGUUGGCAAGUCUGAAGUCCAUGAUAUUUACAGAAAACUCCUGCAGUCUUUGUCAAGUAGACCAGACAUCAGUCUAAGCAAUGCAAAUAGUGUCUACGUAAAGUCAGGGCUGGAGUUGAAGAAGAAGUUCAGGACAGAUUUGACCACUCACUACCACGCCAAGGUGGACAACUUUAACAUGACUGAUCCUGAAGGUCCUGAACGGUCUAUUAACGCCUGGGUGGCCAACGCAACUCGCGGAAAGAUUUCAGACAUUUUAAAGAAAGGCGACGUAAAAUCCAGCACAGCCAUGAUUAUAAUUAACGCAGUUUACUUAAACGCUUCUUGGGCGAUCCAGUUCAAACCCUUCAACACCAAGCCAAAACCUUUUUAUUCUUUGAACUCAGGAGUGCAGACGAUUCCGACCAUGCACAUUGUGCAAUUUUACAACUAUGCCAACCACCACGAUUCAGAAGUCAUUGAGCUAAACUUUAACGGCUCUCAAUUAGCCAUGUACAUAUUGUUACCAAGUGCCAAAUCCAAUCUGAAUCAACUUUUACAGAAUAUGAAGGCUAGCUCAGCUCUAGCCAACCCUUUCGAUGAGUUACUGACUGGCCUAGAAUCCAGGAACCUAAACCUCUCCUUGCCGACAUUUAAAAUACAAAGUGACGUUAUUGAUUUGGUACCAGCACUAAAAAACUUGGGAUUAAAGAAAGCGUUCGACUCUAACCAGGCAGAUUUCAAGGGCAUAGCGAAGCAGAAACUGUUCCUAGACAAAGUUAUUCAGAAAGCUGUCAUUAGUGUGAAUGAAACUGGCUGCGAGGCGGCUGCUGCUACAGCGAUUAGAAUCAGUCUCAUGAGUUCGAGGCCAACACCAGCUCUGGAGGUCAAAGUUGAUCGACCCUUUUUAUACGUCAUCCGCAGCAAGGCUCAGAAAGUGGUUCUGUUCAUGGGAACGUUUGUUGGUGUUUAGAUUACUGUGUCACAUUUGUUGGUGUUUAGAUCACAGUGUCACAUUUGUUGGUGUUUAGAUCACAUUGUCACAUUUGUAGUGUUAAGUGGUUCUCUUCAUGGGAACAUUUGUUGGUGUUUAGAUCACAGUGUCACAUUUGUAGUGUUAAGUGGUUCUCUUCAUGGAAACAUUUGUUGGUGUUUAGAUCACAUUGUCACAUUUGUCGGUGUUUAGAUCACAUUGUCACAUUUGUCAUGGCUCACUUGGUAGUAACCUAGUUUACUCUUUUAGACGUUGUACUGUACACAAAAUAGUACAAUAUAUUUCUUUACCUGAUCAGUAUGAGAGAGUGAGAGAGAGAGAGCAUUUUAAUUUUCCAAAUAUUAAUCUUAAAUGCUUAUGAUAGAAGCAGAAGAAAGACAAAGCCACUUGACACUUCACAAAAAUCUAAGACUACAAAAAUUAUGUAAGAAGCCUCAGAAUAUUAUUAAAAAUCUUCAUCAACUCA